Messenger RNA from Saccharomycodes ludwigii, 849 nucleotides. It is a transcript of the gene DSC2, whose product is annotated as Dsc2p. The record is from RefSeq and is a predicted model, not a curated record. Bases 1 to 849 code for a protein of 282 amino acids. The transcript has a single exon. Lineage: Eukaryota; Fungi; Ascomycota; Saccharomycetes; Saccharomycodales; Saccharomycodaceae.
AUGAAGGGCUAUCCAGUAAGUCAGAAAUUAGCCAUAUUAAUAAUAUUAAUUCCAGCACUUUUCACAGCAUUAUCACCAGGAUUACAGAAAAAAUUUAUAAUUACCAAAGCAUCCCCCUAUAUUACUAAAUAUAACCAAUUCUAUAGAUAUUUAACUUUCCAACUCUUUCCAAACCUUUAUGAAAGUGAUAUACUUCUUUGUUUUGUAAUUUUUUAUUUAUUACAACCUUUAGAAAGAUGUUUUGGUUCUAAAAAAUAUUUGUCCAUUAUAAUUUGUUUAAUUUUCUACAAUAUAAUUUUAACUGGUGGUAUCCAUCUACUAUGGUGCAAAUUGCUUUUAAAUAAAAUACACAAUACAAAUGAAGAUCUAAAUACAGAUUAUGGCGUUGGUUUACCCACCGGCUUAAUAAGUACUUUGCUUGGAUUAUUGCAUUUUGUCAAAAAAUACGUACCCAUUAAAUAUAACUGGGAAUUCAAGCUGGGAAGCACUGCUACUACUAAUAAUAAUUCCAUAACAAAUGUUAUUAUUUUUAAUGAUCAAUUUUAUUUGAACAUCAUGUACUUUUUGUUAAUAUUGAAUAACUUGUCGACGAGUUUUUUUAUGUUUUCCAGCUGGUGUAUUGGUGUUUUAUUAGACGUUGGUAUUUUACCUGGUAUGAAUUGGAGAAUACCAAUAUUGUUCAAUGAUGAUAGUAAUAAGACAAGAAGAAAUUUGAUAACGAGGGCAUCAUCUUUAAACAACACACAUUAUCAGCCUGAGGAAGAAGAAGAAGAUGAUGAUGAUGAACAUAACGCAGAACCACCAAGACCAUUGGCAGUUCAAGUAUUAAAUACAUUAAAUAACUCAUAA